This is a messenger RNA of Tarenaya hassleriana, 2069 nucleotides long. RefSeq lists its product as uncharacterized. NCBI's taxonomy places the organism in Eukaryota, Viridiplantae, Streptophyta, Magnoliopsida, Brassicales, Cleomaceae. The transcript has a single exon. Bases 1033 to 1245 code for a protein of 70 amino acids. The record is from RefSeq and is a predicted model, not a curated record.
UUAUAUUUUGAUGAUCUUCUUUAAUCUUCUUGAUAUCUCUUGAUAAUGAUGACCGUAAGCGGACAUGGUACGAUAGGCAAAAUCGUACUCAAGACAAUAGCGAUCAAGAAAGGCCACAUGGCAUAUCUGACUCAAUAUUAUCUACAGUCACCACUGUCAAAUCCUAACCCGGACCAAGCAAUGUGGAAAAGGAUAUCAGUCAGUCAGAUAUCGGUCUUAAUCGUAAAAUCCCCGCUUGAACCAUCCCUGGAGCCGCCUCCUUUAUAGCUUCUCUAUAUAUCUAGACAUGGUUAUAACGUUUUUCUUUUGUUGUUAUAGAUGAUGAAAAGAAAGAGUUCAUCCAUCGUUUUGAAUCACAACAGAACAGUUCUUGAAACAAAUACGGUUAACAUAGAAUGGGAGGUCGAUACCGUACGAAGAAAGAGUUCAUCCGUACACAAGGGCAGCGAGGUCGAUAUGUCCGAGUGGUUAAGGAGGUAGACUUGAAAUCUACUGGGCUCCGCCCGCGCAGGUUCGAAUCCUGCUGUCGACGUUUUAUAUAUAUAUAUAUAUAUAUGGAGGCAGUGCCACUGCCACUCAGUCGUGUUCAGAACUCACCCAGUCCAAGUUUUUUUUUUUCCUUCCUCGUAUGUUUUGUAAGCUUCAGGUUUCAUAUGCCCUUCUUAGCUCUCUCUAUAUGUAUUUGUUGCUUCAUCUCCCAUAUCACCAUCAGACAAUAGCUUAAGGUCUCAAGCCAAGAAUCAAAUGCUUAGCCUCCGAAACAAUCAAUUAUCAUGUUCCCCCUUCCUUCUCUACGACCCUUUUCCUUUCUGAAGAACGUUAACAGUAAUAAUUUAUUCACAUACAUAGAUAGACACAAUGGUUCUUUCCUUCACCCUCCAAACUUCACAAGAGCCCACUUUAAUAUUUGUCCUGCUCAAGUUGUAUAUAUAUUCACCACAUCAAGAUGCAUAUCCGUAUAUAUAUGCAUGUAUAUAACCAGAGUCUUUCAUAGUAUACAUUCAAGAGAGACACACACAGCUAAAUUAACAAAUGGGGUUGGAUUGGGGGCCGGUGGUGAUGUCAGUGGUGCUGUUCAUAUUGCUGACGCCGGGAGUGCUGUUUCAGUUGCCCGGAAAGACGAGAGUUGUUGAGUUCGGCGGGUUUCAGACAAGUGGCGCCGCCAUUGUCAUCCACACUGUCCUGUUCUUCGCCCUCAUCACUAUCUCCCUCAUCGCCCUUCAUGUUCAUAUAUAUGUUCGUUAGCUUAAUUCAUCCAUUCCAGGCCACGAUGUAACCUUACCUUGCCCCUCAAGCAACAUAUCCCUUUCUCUUCUUCCUUUUUUUUUUUUUGGUGGGUGCGGUUCUUGGUUUCUAUCUUGUUUCGAUCUGCUUUCUUGAUGCCUUUUCUUAUUAUUAAUUGCACUCGCAGAUUGUCUCUCUUUCUUCUGUUUUUGUUUGCUUUCUUUAAUUUGAUUCCCGCAUUGUCAAUCUCUUUUGGAACAUCCAAACACUAACAAGAAAAAAAAAUGGAUUGGCGAUGGCUAAUUUAUCCUUAAAUUAACAUCUCUGAAAGAAAACAUGAAUCUUACUAGAUUUACUUUUUAAAAUCACGAUGUUUUAUACAAUUACAAGCUACGGCUUAGAUGUAAAUAUGUUUUUGAAGCGAGAUUUAAUUUAUUAUAUGAAAAGUCUCAAUCACGACAGGGGAUAGAAAUACAUGGCGUCUCUAUUACAUUCGCCACUCUCUGUUUGGAAUUGUUUCUUACUGGCUCGAUGGUCCAAAUAUAUAGGUACUAAGACAACAUACAUAUAUAUAUAUAUAUAUAUAUGGUGUUAUUAACAUCUUGAGGGGGAAAAAAACCUAAUAUUGUUAUAGAGAGCCAAGAGUGGUUGGGUCAACUGGUAAGUGGGUAUGCACAAAGAGUGUUCCACCCCAGGUUUGAACCCCACACUUGACAAAUCACAUAUUAUAAAAAAAACAUUAUUAUAGAGACCGAACCUGAAGAUACAUGAUACAAUGUAGAGUCGAAUUUUUUUUUUUUAUAUAUAUGUGUGUGUGUGUGAAAGGUGAGAAAAAGGAUAGGAUA